AUGACCACCUCCAACACCAACACCCAAACCCCCAACCCCUCCAAUCCCUCCUCACUCCCCUCCCGCUACGAAAUCCGAAAACUAGAACCCCACCACGCCCCCUGGGCCGGUGCCAUCCUCGUCCACAGCAACCUCUUCCACUCCCCCGUCUGGCCACACCUCUACCCCGAGAACCUCACCGCCCGCCUGCAUCGCAGCUUCCCCGCCGGAGAGUACCUCGUCACGCACCAGAUCCAAUCCGGCAUGUCCUUUGGCGUCUUCGACACGCAGUACGUGUACAAACGACCCGAGAGCGCUGCCACGGGCGGAGCGCUGUACUGGGACGCAUCGGAGCCGAGCGUGCAGGAGAGCGGGGGUCUCGAGGCGGAGAGUCGGAGGUUAUUGUUGCAGAUGGAUUUCCCGCUCGUCAGUAUCGCGCUGUCGUAUGAUGCGUUUGAUCCGUUGGAUUUUAACAAGAUGGGCGCCCUGGUGGAGUGCCUGCCCCAUUUUGGAAUCAUCUACCAUGUGCUAGCUCAGGGGGACAGGCGCGAUCCGGAUCCGAGUGUGCCGAGUAGGAGGGGGGAGGUGCUGAAUCGUAAUGGGACGGCUACGCGUCAGGAUUAUGCUGGGGAGGGGAUCAUGGCGGCAUUGGCGAGGUGGUUGAUGAAGGAGGCGGCGGGACGGGGGUAUAGGGGGAUUCAGAUUGAGACGUCGAGUGAUGCUGUGAAGAGCGUUUGGGAGAAGGCGGAGGAGCCGUUUAAAGGAAGUGUGGUGUCGAGGUUUGUGACGUCGGAGUAUGUGGAUGAGGAGGGGAAGAGGCCAUUUGGUGCCGUGAGGCAGGAGUGUGCAAAGAUAUGGGUGGAUCUGAAGAGUGAGGAUGAAAACUGA
Messenger RNA from Westerdykella ornata, 867 nucleotides. RefSeq lists its product as uncharacterized. The record is from RefSeq and is a predicted model, not a curated record. NCBI's taxonomy places the organism in Eukaryota, Fungi, Ascomycota, Dothideomycetes, Pleosporales, Sporormiaceae. The transcript has a single exon. The coding region runs from base 1 to 867 and encodes 288 amino acids.